AUGCUGAAGCCCGCCGACCCCAGCGCGUCCGCCUUCCUGAAGGUGGACCCCUCAUACCUGCAUCACUGGCAGCAGCUCUUCCCACAGACGCAGCUCAAACCGCCGCCGUCCAACAGCGCCGCCUUAGCCCCGCCCCUCUCCUCCAUCAACGUGGAAACCCUCCGCUCGGCGCGUCUCCACGGACACCUCCACCACAACGCCAACUCCUCGGUCAUUUCCAGCUCCACCACGCCGCAGCUCAACGUCACCCCGCAGAUGGCGCUGUUCGGACAGGCCCUGGCUCCCGUGUGCCUGCCCGAGCGAGCGCCGCAGCCCGCCGGGGGAGGAGGGGGCCGGGAGGACGUGGUGCUGGUGGUGGAAAGUAACGCACAGAGCAGCGCAAAGGAGGGCUCCGGCGGCGUCAGCGUGGUGUCGUCCAGCGUGAAGAGCGUCAGCAGCAGCAGCGUGGCGAGCGGCGAGGACAAGAGCAUGUCGCUGAGGUUUAAGCUAACGUCCGAGGAGCUGGACUAUUACCUGUAUGGACAGCAGCGCAUGGAGAUUAUUCCAUUGAGCAACCACACGGGGGAGCCCAACAACCGCUGCGACAUGUGUGCGGACAACAGAAACGGCGAGUGUCCAAUGCACGGGCCCCUGCACUCGCUGCGCCGCCUGGUGGGCACGAGCAGCACUGCGACCCCAGUGACGAUGCCCGACGUCCCAGACUGGCUCCGGGAUCUACCCCGAGAGGUUUGCCUCUGCACCAGUACCGUCCCCGGUCUGGGCUAUGGGAUCUGUGCGGCUCAGAGGAUUCCUCAGGGGACGUGGAUCGGUCCGUUUCAGGGUGUCCCACUGCUGCUGGACAAGAUUCACAGCGGAGUCCUCAGGAACUCCAGGCAUCUCUGGGAGAUCUACGAUGCAGAGGGGACGCUGCAGCACUUUAUCGAUGGGAACGACCCUAGUAAGUCGAGUUGGAUGAGGUACAUCCGCUGUGCGCGACACUGUGGGGAGCAGAACAUGAUGGUGGUGCAGUACAGCCAGCCGCUGUAG
This is a messenger RNA of Knipowitschia caucasica, 1026 nucleotides long. The record is from the annotation of a GenBank genome assembly. Lineage: Eukaryota; Metazoa; Chordata; Actinopteri; Gobiiformes; Gobiidae.